Messenger RNA from Gasterosteus aculeatus aculeatus (three-spined stickleback), 6521 nucleotides. It is a transcript of the gene eif4g1b, whose product is annotated as eukaryotic translation initiation factor 4 gamma, 1b. Gene Ontology annotation, molecular function: mRNA binding; translation initiation factor activity; protein binding. NCBI's taxonomy places the organism in Eukaryota, Metazoa, Chordata, Actinopteri, Perciformes, Gasterosteidae. The record is from RefSeq and is a predicted model, not a curated record. Gene Ontology annotation, cellular component: eukaryotic translation initiation factor 4F complex.
UGCCACCCCGCCGCCUCCACAAAUGACCCCCGCGCCGCAGCCCCGACAGUAUGCCCCAGGGCCGCGGCCUAUGCACCAACAGCCCUUUUACACCAACAGGGCCGGCCUGCCGCCCAGCGCCGGGCCCCGGGGCGUCCCUCCCCACAGCGGCCCUCGGCCGGUGACGCCCACCCACGUCUACCAGCCGGGCCCCGGCUCUCAGAUGAUGAUGAUCCCCGGGCAACAGUUGCCCUUCCAGAGCUCGCCGCAGGGACCCGCCUACUUCAUACCGGGACAGUACCGGUCGGCGACCUACGUGGCCACGCCUCAGCAGUACCCGGUCCCAGCGGGAACCCCCGGCUUCUACCCAGGCACCAGCCCCGCGGACUACGGUUCUUAUGCAGGGGCCUACUACCCCGCCCAGCCUCAGUUCAACCCCUCACUGCAGCCGGCCCCCGUCAUAAUGAGCCCGGCCCCUCAGCAGCAGCAACAGCAGCAACAACAGCAGCAACAGCAACAGCAGCAGCAGCAGCAGCAACAGCAACAACAACAACAACAACAGCAGCAGCAGCAACAACAACAGCAGCAACAGCAACAGCAGCAACAACAGGCGCUGCCUCAACCCCCCCAACACAUUGCCACCAAGCGGGAACGUAAACAGAUCAGAAUAAGGGACCCGAACCAAGGAGGUCGAGACAUCACAGAGGAGAUUAUGUCAGGGGGCCGCAGCGGCUCCACCCCCACGCCACCACAGUCGGCCAUUUCGGGAUCAGAAAGUGCGGCGGUGGUUCAGUUCAACGGUGAGAGCGUCCCAGCUGCUGCCUCGCCGGCGCUGGUCAGACCGGAUGAAAGAGGGAAACCUACGCCCCCUCCGUCGAAGACCCCUGAACUGGUUAAGGGAGACCCCGUCCCCACGGAGGCCUCCGCCUCCGACACAAACACUAAGCCCCCUGCCCCCCCUCUACUAUCAGAACCGCAGGAGGUCCCUGUCCACACUGCUCCCGCUCGGGCUCCUGUUCCGGACGUGAUGGACGCUCCCCGGGCUCCCAGGGAAGCCCCCCCGCACCCCCAGUCGGCGCCUGAGGUGCCCGCUUACCCCGCACCCCUCCCCGCAACCAUCCCCGCUGCCGCGCAAAGCAAAGCGGACAAGAAAACCACAGAGGAGUUGAAGGAGGUUAAAAAGGAAGAAAAGGCCGCUGCCCCUCCCGUCGCGCCCCCCUGCGCUGCUAACGGUGUCGCCGAGGUGGAGCACGAAAGGCCGGCGGCGGCAUCGCCGCCACCCUCCUGUCACCUCGAGUCCCCCCCGGAGUCUCCAAUCGCUCAGCCGGAGGAGCUCCGCCUCCCCAACGGACUGCCGCUGCCGGCCCCCCGAGACCCCGAGGUGCCCGCCGCCGGCCUGGAUGAACGAGACUACAGCCUCAUCGCCUAGUCGGGACUCGGCUAGGAGACAGCUGGGAUCGGCCAACCCGCUCCCCCGAGUCGCCCCGAACCCGCCGUUGUCCAGGAGGUUCCCGCCCAUCCGGUCGUCCCGGCAGAGCCCCCCCGGCCUGAAGUCCAAGACGAGGUCGCCCCGGACAUCACAGAAGAAACCCCAGUGCCCGCUGCCCUGGCGGCGGCCACGGAAGAGAUGCAGUCUCCCGAGGAGACGGUUCCCGAGGAGACGGUUCCCGCGGAGACGGUUCCCGCGGAGACGGUUCCCGAGGACACUGUUCCCGAGGAGACGCUUCCCGAGGAGACGCUUCCCGAGGAGACGCUUCCCGAGGAGACGCUUCCCGAGGAGACGCUUCCCGAGGAGACGCUUCCCGAGGAGACGCUUGCCGAGGAGACGGUUCCCGCAGUCGACUGCGCCCCGGAGAGGGCGCCCAGCCCUCCCUCUCCCACAGAAGAGGAGAGGGAGGACACCCCUCCCCCCCAGGCCGUCCCACCUGUCCUGGUAGAAGCUGCUAUGCAAGCCGCCGUCUCUGUGCCAAAGAAAAAAAGGAAGAUGAAGGAUCUGAACAAAAAGGAGGCGGUGGGAGACCUCCUGGAUGCCUUUAAAGAGGAACAAGUGGUUGCUCCACCGGCGCCCGAGCCAGCCGCCGCCGCCGCCCCCCCGGCAACAGAGACCCGGCCUCCCGCCCCCGAGGAGGCUGACCUGACCUGGGAGGACAAGGAGGACAAGGAGGGCAAGGCGGAUGCGGAGAACAUUCAGCCGGACGCCGACAAGAAGUACCAGUACAAAGAGGAACAAUGGAAGCCAAUCGACCCGGAGCAGAAGAAGCACUACGACCGAGAGUUCCUCCUGGGCUUCCAGUUCAGCUCAGCCAGCAUGAGCAAGCCCGAGGGCCUCCCGGCCAUCAGCGACGUCGUCCUGGACAAGGCUAAUAAGAACCCGCUGCGUCAACUGGACCCCAGUCGCCUGAUGGGAAUGAAUUGCGGCCCCGACUUCACGCCCUCCUUCGCCAACCUCGGCAGGCCUGGAAUGGGAGGCGGAGGCGGCGGCGGAGGCGGAGGAAGCCGAGGACCGCCGCCUGGUUUGGGCAUGGGCGCCGGCGGCCCGCGUCGCUCUCAGCAGAUGCAGCGCAAGGAGCCGAGGAAGAUCCUCACCACCAUGUCGCUGGGCGACGACGUGCAGCUCAACAAGGCGGAGAAGGCCUGGAAGCCCACGGCGAAGAAGCCCACCCGCUCCCGCGCGGCCGAGGAGCCCGAGGAGAGCGAGUCGGAGGACGCCAAGACGCAGGAGCUCUUCAAGCGGGUCCGCAGCAUCCUCAACAAGCUGACGCCGCAGAAGUUUCAGCAGCUGAUGAAGCAGGUGUCGGAGCUGACCAUCGACACCGAGGAGAGGUUGAAAGGAGUCAUAGAUCUGACCUUCGAGAAGGCCAUCUCCGAGCCCGACUUCUCGGUGGCCUACGCCAACAUGUGCCGCUGCCUCAUGGGGCUUAAAGUCGAAACCUCGGACAAGCCGGGAACCUUUGUGAAUUUUCGCAAGCUGCUGCUGAAUAGAUGCCAGAAGGAGUUUGAAAAGGACAAAGACGACGACGAGAUCUUCGAGAGGAUGCAGAAAGAGCUGGAAGCCGCUUCAGUGCCGGAGGAGAAGCAGAAGCUCACCGACGAGCUGCAAAGCGCCAAAGACCAGGCCAGGAGGCGCUCGCUGGGCAACAUCAAGUUCAUCGGAGAGCUCUUCAAGCUCAAGAUGCUCACCGAGGUCAUCAUGCACGACUGCAUCGUGAAGCUGCUCAAGAACCACGACGCAGAGUCCCUGGAGUGCCUGUGUAGGCUGCUGUCCACCAUCGGCAAGGACCUCGACUUUGAGAAGGCCAAGCCCCGCAUGGACCAGUACUUCCAUCAGAUGGAAAGGAUCAUAAAGGAGAAGAAGACCUCGUCCAGGAUCCGCUUCAUGCUGCAAGAUGUGCUCGCCCUUCGAAAGAACGCCUGGGUGUCCCGACGAGGCGACCAGGGCCCCAAGACCAUCGACCAGAUCCACAAAGACGCCGAGCUGGAGGAGCACCGGGAGCAGAUGAAGGUGCAGCAAGCCCUCAUCUUCAAAAAGGAGCCGGGCGGCGGCGGUGGUGGCGGCGGCGGCGGCAGGAUGGGUGGAGGGGGACGCGGGGGGGGCCGCAACAAUCCCCCCCAGGACGAAGGCUGGAAUACGGUGCCCAUCUCCAAGAACCGACCCAUCGACACCUCUCGCCUCAGCAAGAUCACAAAGACUCCCGUUCUCGACUUCAACAAUCAGUUGCUCGCUCCAGGUGGUAAAGGCACGUGGGGCAGCUGGGGGAAGGGCAGCAGCGGCGGCAGCAGUGCCAAACCCGCAGAAGCCGGCUCGGAGGCCGGAGGCCGUCCCGCCACCAGCACCGUCAACCGCUUCUCCGCCUUACAGCAGUCGGCGCCCCCCUCGGGCUCCGCCCAGGACGCCGACAGGCGAGUUCCUCAGAGGAACAGCUCGAGUCGAGAGCGCGGCGACCGCUUCGAAAGGCGGGACGACCGCGACCGCAACCGACUGCAGGUCACCAAGCGCAGCUUCAGCCGGGAGAACUCGGAGCGGAGCCGGGAGCGCGAGCAGCGCGGGUCGGCCGACCCCGUCCGCCGGGUCGCCAGCAUGACGGACGACCGCGGCAGCCGCGACCGAGCCCGGAGCAAAGAGACCGUGAAGCAGGAGAGAGCUGCCACCCCCCCGCCGCCCCAGACCCCCGCCAAGCCCGCCCUGACUGAGGAGGAGCUGAGCAAGAAGUCCACGGCCAUCAUCGAGGAGUACCUCCACAUCAACGACAUGAAGGAGGCUCUGCAGUGUGUGCAGGAGAUGAACAGCACCCAGCUGCUCUCUGUGUUCGUGCGAAACGGGCUGGAGUCGACGCUGGAGCGCAGCACCAUCGCCAGGGAGCACAUGGGGCUGCUGCUGCAGCAGCUCAUCAAGGCCGGCGUCCUCCCGACCGAGCAGUACUACCACGGGCUUCAGGAAAUCCUGCAGGUGGCUGAAGACAUGGCAAUAGACAUCCCGCACAUCUGGCUGUACCUGGCAGAACAGAUCACUCCCAUGCUGCACGAAGGAGGCAUCCCCAUGGGAGAGCUUUUCAGGGAGGUUUCAAAGCCUUUGAUCCCUCAGGGUCAAGCGGGAGUUCUGCUGGUCCAAAUCCUCUCUUUACUCUGCAAAGGAAUGAGCCAUAAGAAGGCGGGCACGAUGUGGAGGGAGGCCGGCCUCCGGUGGAAAGACUUCCUCCCCGAGGACCUGGACGUCGACAAGUUUGUGACGGAACAGAACGUGGAGUUCACGCUGUGCUCAGAGUCUAAGGAGGAGCAGGAGGAAGAGGAGGAGAGCCAGACGAAGAAGAAGGAGGAGCUGAGCCCGGCCGAGCUGAGCAGACACCUGGAGAGACUGAUCCAGGACCAGGCCGACAACCAGAGGAUCUUUGACUGGAUCGAGGCCAACCUGGACGAGCAGCAGACCUCCUCCAACAUGUUCGUCAGAGCCGUGAUGACCUGCGUCUGCCAGGCGGCGGUCGUCUGUGAGAACCCCAACAAGGUGGACGGCGAGCAGAUGAAACGUCGGGCCAAGGUGCUGCAGAGGUACCUGCUGGACGAGCAGAAGGAGCUGCAGGCCCUCUACGCCCUGCAGGCGCUGAUGGUGCAGAUGGAGCAACCUGCCAAUCUGCUGCGGAUGUUCUUCGACACGCUGUACGACGAGGACGUGAUCAAGGAGGAGGCCUUCUACCAGUGGGAGGCGAGCAAAGACCCCGCCGAGCAGCAGGGGAAGGGCGUCGCCCUGAAGUCCGUCACCGCCUUCUUCACCUGGCUCCGCAACGCCGAGGACGAGGACGAGGACGACAACAGCUAAAGGGGGGAGGGUCGGGUUUAGAGGGGAUCCGUGGAGACAGCGGACGGAUUCAGACCCUGAAUUGACAAUAAAAAAAAAAUAACAACUUCUGCAUCAACGGAAAAAGAUGUUCGUCCGGGAGAGAUUGUUUUCUGGAUCGAACGUUCGAUCGUGUUCUUUUUCUUUUUCACGUGCAACCGAAUGUCUUUUUUUGAAAUAAAAGGAAACACAGGAUUAAGUAGAGCGAGUAGACGAGUGACAGUUAUGAGCCACGGCGGGUGACGCUGUGUCCUUCAGUGUUCCUACACGUUAGUUUACCCCCAUCGCCGCGGCAACACUAUUCAAGACACUUUGCUUAUUGACAGAUUAUAGAAGAAACGUCUGUUCACGUUUAUAUUUUUGAUGACUUGGCCGUGCGGAUCUACGCGAGGCGCCGCGCACACGGCUGGCGUUUCCCUUUUUUUUUUUUUUUUUUUUGUGUUUGAAUGUUGGGAGUAAACGUUUUAUAAUAAACCGCAAAAAUACCAAGAAAGAGUGGAGACGCGUCCCGCGGACAUUUCAGACGCUCGAGGACUCGCGCAGACUUUAUGAGGACGCCGUUACCGAGGAGCAAUUGACUUUGACCGUUUUGCUGCUUGAGGGGGGGGGGGUGACAACGCCAAUCCCCCCCCCCCCCCCCCACUUCCCCCCUCCGGCGACCCCUCGACCCCGAUGCACAGUGUCCUGUGUGUGUGUGCGUUGCUGCUGCGCUUGGUAAAACACAAACUGACUGAGAAAGGGGGAGGGAGGGAGGAGGGGAGGGGGGCUGCAGCCUCCCACAAAAGCCUGGAGUUGGAUUUUUUAAAAAAAAAAAGAUUUAAAAAAAAUACUGAAACAAAUCCACUUAAAAGUUAAACGGGACGAAUCCUGCGGCCUUUUCUGCUUCCAGGUGCGGAAUCGUAUUUCAGGAGAGUUCUGUAAAUACAGAUGUUAUUUUUCUUUUUCACUGAACGAUGCUAACAUUAAGGUCCUUUCCUCCUCUUGUCCCUGUAUUUAUAUUUCUCUCCUCAGCCGGCAGACGGUGCUUGUAAUUAUCCAAACCCAAGUCAUUGAUCACAGUUUAAUUGAAAAAUUGUAAAUACUUUUUUGCUUUACUUUAUUAAAAGAUAUUUAAUUAAAGUAAAAAAAACAAAAAACGAAUGCCUCUUUUCACAUCCACAACUGGAAGAGAUAAUAAAGAUCAUUGCCAAUAAAAGAAAAAAAACAAAACCUC